GCGACCCUCAUCCGUGCCGGUUUGCUCUGCACUGAGCAAGAUGUCACUCAAGGGCCUCGAGGGUCAUUGGGUGCUUAGCCAAGAGUUCCUGUUGGUGGUGGUGCUGCUGCUGUUAGGGCCCUCAGAGCCUCUAAUGAGGACCCAGACAAAACCAGGCAUCGCUGAUGCUUCCACUGCACCAAGCCCCCUCAGAACACUCACCAAGCCUGCCAUCUUCAGCAUUCCAACCACUCCUGGCAACCCCAAUUUCCCAGACCUGCGAGAUCGCACCAGAGCCCUGAUGCAGGACUUCCCGCUUAUAGAUGGCCACAAUGACCUGCCUCUUGUUCUGAGGCAAUUUUCCCAGAAUGGACUACAAGAUACUAACCUGAGAAACUUCACCCGUGGCCAGACCAGCCUGAAUAGGCUUAAAGAUGGCUUUGUGGGAGCCCAGUUCUGGUCUGCUUACGUACCAUGCCAGACCCAGGACCGGGAUGCCCUGCGCCUCACACUGGAGCAGAUCGACCUCAUUCGCCGUAUGUGUGCCUCUUAUUCUGAGCUGGAACUUGUGACCUCAGUUCAAGCUCUGAACAGCACCCAGAAAUUGGCCUGCCUCAUUGGUGUGGAGGGUGGCCAUUCACUAGACAAUAGCCUCGCUGUGCUUCGAAGUUUCUACCUGCUGGGGGUGCGUUACCUGACACUCACACACACCUGCAACACACCCUGGGCAGAGAGCUCAUCUAAGGACGUCCACUCAUUCUACAGCAGUGUCAAAGGACUGACCAGCUUUGGUGAGAAGGUGGUGGCAGAAAUGAAUCGCUUAGGGAUGAUGAUUGAUUUGUCCCAUGUCUCAGACGCUACAGCCCGGCAGGCUUUGGAAGUAUCACAAGCACCUGUGAUCUUCUCCCACUCGGCUGCCAGAGCCGUGUGCCCAAAUGCUCGGAAUCUCCCUGAUGAUAUCCUGCAGCUUCUGAAGAAGAAUGGUGGCAUCGUGAUGGUGACCUUUGCUGUAGGAGUGUUACCCUGCAACCCAUUAGCCAAUGUAUCCACUGUGGCAGAUCACUUUGAUCACAUCAGGACAGUCAUUGGAUCCGAGUUCAUCGGAGUUGGUGGAGAUUAUGACGGUACCAAGCAGUUCCCUCAGGGGCUGGAGGAUGUGUCUACAUACCCAGUGCUCAUAGAGGAGUUGCUGAGACGAGGCUGGGGUGAACAAGAGCUUCAUGGUGUCCUUCGAGGGAACCUGCUUCGGGUCUUCAGACAGGUGGAACAGGUACGAGAGAAAAACAAAUGGCAGAGUCCCCUGGAAGACAUGAUUCCAGAGGAGCAGCUGGACAGUGCUUGCCACUCAGUCUUACCUCGUCGGAGACAGUAUCCAGAAAAGGACCCACCAGAGACUCCAGAAUCUCAUACACACAAGUUAUCACCCAAGAUGCCGUACUCAAAAUCCUCUCCCCUCAGAGCCCCAAGCCUUACCAUUAUGGCCGCCUUUUUAGGCCUUCUCAUAUGACUUUUAGAGGACACCCAGUCCUCUCAGAUAUCAUUCCGGCACCCCAAGAGCCCCUCCACUUUAUUUCCUGGAAGUAAAUGCUUUGGACGUAGAAACA
Rattus rattus (black rat) is the source of this 1583-nucleotide messenger RNA. Its product is annotated as dipeptidase 2. The transcript is spliced from 10 exons. NCBI's taxonomy places the organism in Eukaryota, Metazoa, Chordata, Mammalia, Rodentia, Muridae. Gene Ontology annotation, molecular function: metallodipeptidase activity. Gene Ontology annotation, biological process: proteolysis. Bases 41 to 1486 code for a protein of 481 amino acids. The record is from RefSeq and is a predicted model, not a curated record.